This is a messenger RNA of Aphis gossypii (cotton aphid), 1773 nucleotides long. RefSeq names its product histidine-rich glycoprotein-like. The record is from RefSeq and is a predicted model, not a curated record. The transcript has 3 exons. The coding region runs from base 175 to 1305 and encodes 376 amino acids. NCBI's taxonomy places the organism in Eukaryota, Metazoa, Arthropoda, Insecta, Hemiptera, Aphididae.
CGCGGUGUUUGUGUUGAGUGUGUUUUUUUCUCGCCCCAAAUUUGUCGGUCGUACACAAAAUAAUCGUAACAAAACCUCGUCGUUGUUUUGAAUUGUUUUUUUUUUCUAUUAACCGUUAUCAGUUCGUUGAUGGUAUUUCUCUAAACGCAACCAAGUGUCGUCCACCCAUAGGAGAUGCUUGUCGGGGCGUUCACCUUAACACUAUUAGCUUUAAUUUGUUUCGACGGUUCUUUUGGAGAAGAAAGUUAUCUAGGGCAUGGAGAUUUCACGUCGGGCGGAGAUCUUUCGCCCUAUCACCAUUCGGGAGGCGGCCAUAGCACCCACAGCGGCCACCACCACGGACACGGCGGCGGCGGUGGCGGAGGCGGUGGAGGCGGCCACGGGGGCGGCGAGCACAUUCACAAGGGCGAAGUGAUCCACAGGCACGUGCACGAGGGCAAAGUGGAGCACAUCCACAAGCACGUCGGUCACGCCGAGCACGACCACAAGCACGCCGGACACGCGCACCACGACCACAAGCACACGGGCCACGCGGGCCACGACCACAAGCACCACGGGACGGCCGAACACAAGCACUCGCACUACGGCAAGGCCGAGCACGGCCACAAGCACGUCGGCUCGGGCGCGCACUCUCACAAGCACAUCGGCGCCGCCGACCACUCGCACAAGCACCACGGGCAGGCGGAACACGCGCACAACCAUCACGGGCACGCGGAACACGCGCACAACCACGUGGCGCACGCGGAACACGGGCACAAGCACACGUUGCACGCGCAGCACGGGCACAAGCACCACGGCUCGGCCGGGCACACGCACAAGCAUUUGGGGCACGCCAAGCACUCGCACGCGCACGGCGGACACGCGGACCACAAUCACAAGCACCACGGACAGGCGGAACACUCGCACGGGCACCACGGGAGCUUCGGUCACGGGCACGAGCAUCACGGCAAGUCUCAGCACACGCACGCGCAUCACGCGCAGGCGUCGCACGGCCACAAGCACUCGGGCCAUCACGCGCACUCGCACCACCACGGCGUCGACGGCCACGGGGGAGGCGGCGGCGGCGGAGGCGGAGGCGGUCACGGCGGUCACAGCGGUCACAUAGGGUACCUGGUAAAGAGGAACGACGGAGUGGCGCCGCCCGCGGCCGAGGGACUGAGCAAGUACUACAAGCCGGCGCCCGUGGCCGCCGUACAGGAAAACGCGCCGGCGGCCGUGCCGAAAGUCGAGGGCGUGCCGUUGGAGGACAUGUUCAGCAAGGUGGAGAUCGCCGACUACGGCGGCUCGGCAGGCACGACCGAGUGAAGAGAGUGAACUUGACGCGAUCGACUUGACGCGAUCAAACUUGUUAUUCGUCUACGUUUGCCACGAUAAUAAUAAUAAUAAUAAUAUUAUAUUAUCCAUUGUUAAGCAAUAAUACUAUAUAUAUAUAAUAACUAUAUAUUAUACCAUAUGAGAGAAUGUUAUUAUUAUUUUUUUUUAUUUUUUACCUUAUAAAUAUAAUAUUAUUUUAUUAAUUAUAUAUGUAUACUUUUUUACUGUUUUUCUGUUUUUCUGUUUUUUUUUUUAUGAUAUACAUUAAAUAUAAUAUAAUGAUAUAUAUGUAUAUAUAUUAUUAUUAUUAUAUUAUGUGUUGUUAAUAUUUAUAUCUUAUCAUAUAGGUAGUAAUAAUAUAAUAUGUACAUGUUUGCAUCACAAAAGAAUAAUAAUAUUAUUAUAAUAUAUGUUAUACAAUAUUUUGUAAUGUAAAUAAAAAUAUAACACGUUAUUAUA